CGGGGCCUUUCUGCAGGGUCUUGUGACAGGCACGGGCGCAGCGCUGCGGGCAGAAGCAGCUUGCAAAACCUCGUUGCCUCCACCUUGGGCAGGCACCGGUUAACUAGUCAGAUGCUCUGCUUUGGAGCGGUAGCUGCAGCAUCCGCCCGGGCUCCGCUAAGAUCCCAUUUCUUUUUUCCCUGGGAGCCGCUGCUUGUGGCUUUGCUCCAGAGCUGCAAUGUUUAUGCUGCUUGUGUGAUGCAUCCGCUUUGGAAUCUAUAAAUCAUUCGUUGCAGCUCAGCCUGAGCAAUGAGCAGCCCGCUCUCUGGUUUGGGUGGAUUCGCUGAAGGUUGAGUUCGGGCUUCUCCACCCUUUUUCUUCCUUAUUGCUUUGACAGAUCUAGCAGCGUCAGAAGGCCUGUAAAAGCAGACGUGCUCCUGCCUGCUGUCAAAACCCUGAUUUUUAUUUGGAUCAACAGGAUAUUGGGAGGCCUUGGCAUUAAGAGAGAAUCCCGACUGUGUAGUAGAAGCAUUUUGCGAAUGUAAGGCGAAGCCCCACUGCACCCUCCCCGCAGAAAGCCCCAGACAAUCCAAUUUGGAUUGAAGCUGCUUGGAGGCAAUGGUAUUUGUUGUAUUGUCUGGAAAAAAAGAAGAAAACUGGAGGAAGAGGAGGAGGAGUUCUGCUUAGGUAAAACGGUUGAGAACCUCCAGCUAGAAACACGCCUCUCCAGAAGUGAGAAUAUGUGGCAACAGUUUGCAGCAUAUCUCAGAAGGCCAGAGACCCUCUUGAGGCUGCUGACAAGUUAAUGACAGAACAUCUUUGAGUGAAAGAUGAAGAGGAGGAUUUUAGAGACGUAUGAUGGCACCACCGAUGACACACAGGCCGCUGGAGAUGAUGGAGAGAAACAGCCCCUGGAGACCCACUUCCAGGAGGAGAGGCGCCCUUCCCCAACCAUUAAGCUUGACCUUGUCGCUCUAGGACUGGCGGAUCCAAAUGACCCAAACCGUUUCAACAGGAACCGCCUAUUUGGGGCCAUCAUGAAGGGGAAUCCAGAAGAACUGGAAGGUCUGGAAGACUAUUUGAGAAGAACCCACAAAUUUCUCACCGACACUGAAUAUACAGAUGGCAUAACAGGCAAAACUUGUUUAAUGAAGGCUGUUCUGAAUCCAAAAGAUGGGCUGAACCCCACCAUUCCCCUGCUGCUGGAGAUAGACAAGCGAACUGGGAAUUCACCGGCACUGAUCAGAGCUGAAUGCAAAGGAUACUAUAAAGGGCACACGGCACUCCACAUUGCCAUCGAGAAGAGGGAUUGCAAUUUAGUUAAGCUUCUGGUGGAGAAUGAUGCAGAUGUCCAUGCCAAGGCAUGCGGUCUCUUCUUUCAGCAGCAAAACAAGGGGGCGUGCUUCUACUUCGGCGAGCUUCCUCUCUCCUUAGCUGCAUGCACCAACCAGCCAGAUAUACUCCGUUAUCUCCUGGAUAACCCUCACCAGAAGGCCAGGCUGGAUGAGCGGGAUUCCCUGGGGAACACAGUCUUCCAUGCUUUGGUGAUGGUGGCUAAUGACACAGAGAAGAACACGGAGCUCGUGAUCAGGAUGUAUGAUGAGCUCUUGAGGGAAGGUGCCAGGAUCAACCCAACAUUGAAGAUGGAGGAGAUCACCAACAAGGAAGGGUUAACCCCCAUCAAAUUGGCCGCCAAGAUUGGCAAAGUGGAGAUCUUACAGCACAUUCUUCGCCGGGAGAUCAAAGAUCCUAGCUUGCGUCAUUUGUCACGCAAGUUCACUGAAUGGACGUAUGGGCCAGUCCAUGUUUCCCUCUAUGAUCUGUCUGCCAUCGAUAGCUACGAGGAAAACUCUGUGCUGGAAAUCCUUGCCUACAGCAGUGACACCCCAAAUCGGUACAAUAUGGUGGUUUUGGAGCCCAUGAACAAACUGCUGGAACAAAAAUGGAAUGGCUUUGCCGCCAAGCGAUUUUGUGCUAGUUUUUUUUGCUACCUCGCAUUCAUGGCCAUCUUCACCAUCGUUGCUUACUAUCGACCUCUGGAUGGAAAGCCUCCUUUUCCCAUUUCAUUUACUGCUGGGGACAUACUGAUACUUAUUGGCCAGAUCGUUGUCUUAACUGGAGGUGUUUAUCUCAUGAUUGCUCAGAGCUUUUACCUUUGGAGGAGACGUCAUUCCUGGAAGAGUCUGCUCAGAGAUGAUAUCAUCCAGAUAUUUCUGUUGGUGCAGUCGCUUGUCCUGCCUCUUUCGGCAAUAAUGUACCUAGCAGGGUCGGAAGAAUACGUGUCUUUGAUGGUUCUCUCACUGUUGCUGGGCUGGGUGGACUUGUUGUAUUACACCCGCGGUUUCCGGCAGACAGGAAUCUAUAUCGUCAUGAUACAAAAGGCGAUCCUGAGGAACCUUUUGUGUUUCCUCAUUGUCUAUGCGAUCUUCCUCUUCGGCUUUACAAUAGCCCUCAUCAUCCUCACGGGCGAGGCCUCCCUGCCAGCCCAGAAUGAGUCGCUCCAGCUCAACAGCAGCAGCAGCGGCAGCGGCGGCAGCAACAGCAAAGACCAACCCAUCUACUCUGGACUGUUCAGAACGUCCCUGGCAUUGUUUAGGUUCACCAUCGGGAUGGGUGACCUGGAGUUCCACGAGAACAUGCAGCGCAAGUACUUUGUGAUGGUUCUGCUCCUCCUCUUUGUGAUCCUCACUUACAUCCUUCUCUUGAACAUGCUGAUCGCUCUCAUGACCGAGACAGUCAACAACGUCUCUGGAUCCAGCCAGAGGAUAUGGAAGCUCCAGAGAGCUAUUGCUAUUCUGGAGAUAGAGAAGAACUGGUUUCGGUGCUGGAAGCAUUCACCAAGGUCUGGCUGCUUGCUCUCUGUUGGCUCAGAAGGAAAGAAAGAUGAGAGGUGGUUUCUUCGAGUCGAAGAGGUAGAUUGGGGAAAUUGGAAGAAAGAGCUGGGAGUCCUCAAGGAAGAGCCUGUAUCCAAUAAUCCUGAAAUGGGGACACCAGUGGAGAUGCUACUGAGCAGGCUGGUACGGCGGAGAAGCAAACGGCCUUCAGUGGUAGAAGAGGAAAAUAGUUGCAUGCCUUCAGCUGCUGCACGAAAUGAAACCACACAGAGGAUGUGAGGAAUUGCCUAGGUCAUUCGACCACAGUCUAGGCUGAGUGUCCUUAAAUGGCAUGUUGAUCUUCUUUGUAACAUCACCCGACCACAACAGGAGCAAGAAAAGGCACUGCCAAAUCAGCUACGGAGACAGUAACUCAGGAAAAGUUUGCAGGACAGACGCAUUUGGAGGAAUGUGUUUUAGGAUAUCCCAUCCAACAAAGGUUUUGGCCCUUUAGAUGAUCCCUCUGAAAGAAAUUCAGCACCUCUCAUCAACCCCUCUCCACAGGCCUCCAAAGAUCUUGAUGCUCCCUCUUUGCUUCCAUUUAGCAAGCACUGAAUGGCUUUACCGCUGCCACUUUGCUUCUUCCCACACAUGAAUGUAACCCUCCAGAUGUUCGGGGCUACAACUGCCAGCAGCCCCAGUCAGCCCAACCAGUGGAUGAUGGUUGCAGCUGGCCCAAACUUCUGGAGGGCAUGAGGUGCUACCCUGUCUCUGUGAACUCCCUGAAUUUGGCUACUCUCCUUUUGAAACCGUCCAGAUGAAUUGCCAGCUCAUCACCACCAUUCACGGUGGUGAGUUUCAUAGUUUAAAUUUGUGCUGGGUGAGGAAGGUCUUGCUCUUGCCUGUCCUGCAUCUCCCACCCUUUCGUUUCAUGGGAUGAUCCUGCUGGGUUUUGGUGUUAUGACAGGAAGUCAGAAUCCUCUUCCUUGCCCUUCUGCCCGAUGCGUAAUUUUAUUAAGUCCUGCGAUUUCCACAUGCCAACUCCUAUUUAAUAGAGGGAAUUGGCUCGCCUUUAAGGGCACAGCCUAAUGAAUUCAGGACAGAACUGAGUGAGGAUAUCCAGCUUAUGUCAAGCAGUCAAGGCAAAGGUGAGGCAGGCAAACCUGAAUCAUCUUGGCAGAACAUUUGUUGUUUUUUUAUUGUUUUGUGCUGACAAGUCAUCCCUAACUUUCGGUGAGCCUAUCAGUGAAUGCCCGGCUCAGCUCUUGCAAGAAUUAGUAAAACAUGGUGAAGGUAAAUGCAGGAAGAAGUGCUCCUGCACAAGGGUAGCUGAAACAGGACCAUGGAUAGCUCAGUGCCUUUUACUGCUGGGAAUUCUUUCCUUGUUUGGUUGCAAAGUCACGCCCGACUCUUUGCGACCCCACGGACAACAUUCCUCCAGGCCCUCCUGUCCUCC
This is a messenger RNA of Varanus komodoensis (Komodo dragon), 4248 nucleotides long. Its product is annotated as transient receptor potential cation channel subfamily V member 2-like. The record is from RefSeq and is a predicted model, not a curated record. Gene Ontology annotation, biological process: calcium ion import across plasma membrane. The transcript has 17 exons. The coding region runs from base 810 to 3092 and encodes 760 amino acids. Lineage: Eukaryota; Metazoa; Chordata; Lepidosauria; Squamata; Varanidae. Gene Ontology annotation, molecular function: calcium channel activity; protein binding. Gene Ontology annotation, cellular component: membrane.